Messenger RNA from Aspergillus saccharolyticus JOP 1030-1, 624 nucleotides. RefSeq lists its product as uncharacterized. Lineage: Eukaryota; Fungi; Ascomycota; Eurotiomycetes; Eurotiales; Aspergillaceae. The record is from RefSeq and is a predicted model, not a curated record. The transcript has 3 exons. The coding region runs from base 1 to 624 and encodes 207 amino acids.
AUGGCAGCGAUUUUUGCUAGCUGGUGGGAUCAGACUUCCUUGGGGACAUGUAUAGAUGACAGAGUUGCUAAUUCCUCACCAUCCUCCCAACUGUCCCCCAUUGAUGUCUUUCAAUGGCCCGUCACAGCCUCCGAGCCAUCUUUGCUGGCCCAAAUAUCUUAUAAUUCAACGUCUAUGAAAUCAGACCUGGUCUCUUAUUCGCCCUCACAUGCUCUUCAGGCACUGAAUUCCUCGGAAUUAGUUCGCAUUGGUCUCUUCGCAACCACCGCUUCAGGUCUCAAGCACUGGGUUGGGACAGUGACUUCCUGGUCCUCACUCACGGGAGAUGAUGAUCGCCGCCCGAUUCUUCGACUUUACAUUGGGUCAUCACAUCAAGUUGGAAUAUAUAAUGUUGCCGUGAUUCCUUCUGCCGCAUUCGUUGCCUCCGCAAAUCUAGUCAGCCCUUUAGUGGAACUAGCCUCGAACGAGGCUGGUCCGCGUGCGCAUCUGAAUCAACCUGUGAUAGUAGGUCCGGAUGGUAAGAACACAGAUGAAGCCAUUGAGAAAACAUUCCUCCAGAAGUAUUGGUGGAUCUUCCUAAUAGUCACAUUUCUGGCCAUGUCCGGGGGAGGAGAAGCACAAUAG